AUGCUGGUCCCCCCUGCCUCCCCGCCUCCCCGCUUCCCCACCAGACUCUCCCAGCGGCCGACAGCUCCCUCCGGUUCUCCCGGAAACCUUCUGUGGCUCCCCGUGUCACCUCCGGCAGGGGAAGCCGUCCCCGAGGCCCAGGCCCGCCUCCCCUCCUGCGCUCACCUGGCUCGGUGCCCCUGCGCGCUCUGCGGAGCCCACACGGCCGCAGCCACAGCCACAGCCGCAGCCACAGCCCGGCUCCGUGCCCUGCACCCGCCCCGGGCUCCCCCUCCCCGCGGGCACCGGGCACCGGGCACCGGGCGGCGGGCGGCGGGCGGAGGCUGCCGUGUGCCCCGCAGGUGCCGGCGCGGGUCCGGGCACACGCGGCUACAGCGCGGUGGCGGGCGAGGACGGAACCGGCGGGGCAGCGGCGGCGCGGCCGGGACGGGGCAGCCCGGGAAGCCGGACCGCGCCGAGGCGCCGCACCUGGUGGUGGGCGGCAGAGCCUCGGCCCGCGGCGCAGUUUGCUUCGGGAGCAGGCGGGUGGGUUCAGAGUGGGGGCGAGCGGCACGACGACAAUCCAAGGGCGGAAAAGGAAAAAAAAAAGAAAAGAAAAAAAAGAAAGAAAGAAAAGAAAAGAAAGGAAAAGAAAGAAAAAAAAGGAAAAGAAAGAAAAAAGAAAAUAAAAGAAAAGAAAGAAAAGGAAAAGGAAAGAAAAGAAAGAAAAGGAAAAGAAAAGAAAAGAAACGAAAAGAAAGAAAAAAAGAAAAAAAGAAAAGAAAAGAGAAGAGAAGAGGUCAAGGACGCCAGUGGGCGCUGCGCCGCCGAGGGGGAGAGCCACAGCGCGAAGACAGGAGGGAAGCGCAGCCCCGCGGCCAGCGACGGCCACGGCCUGACUGCGGGACCGGCCUGCGGAGCGGCCCGUGCACCUGCACCGCGGGCCCUGCAGCGAGACCCAGGCAGCCGCUUCUCCGCGGACCUUUCCUGGGGAAAACAGAAACCAGCCUCAAGCAGCGAGACAGGAAAUUCAAAAUACCUGAAGCAAAGACGGCAGCGCGCCAAGAUUGGGCCGAGCUGGGUGGCCGUCCGGGGUGGCUCUCUGCCAUCCUCCUCCGUCUCAGGCCUGAACCCUUUCCUCUAUUUUCUGUGUGUUCAAAAUUAUUUGGGGAUUCCAUUUAUUUGUUCUUGGUGACCUCUACACCCGGGGGGGGGCGGGGCUCAGACCCACGACCCCAAGACCAUCACAUACCCCUCCCUCAGAGCCGGCAGGGCCACCCCCGAAGUACUGGCGAGUGGGGGAGGCCUGGAGAGGCCGAGGGCCGCCAGACCUGGGGGAGCCGGCGCAGGAGCCUCCCCACCUGCUGCAGGUGUGCGCGGGGUCACCCACGAUGGGAGCAGGCAGAUCCCCUCGGGUCACCCACCCUGCGGUACUUCAUCCUUCUCCACGUGCUGCCCUGUCCUUGUUUUUCCUUCUGA
Nyctereutes procyonoides (raccoon dog) is the source of this 1458-nucleotide messenger RNA. Its product is annotated as splicing factor, arginine/serine-rich 19-like. The transcript is spliced from 4 exons. Bases 1 to 1458 code for a protein of 485 amino acids. The record is from RefSeq and is a predicted model, not a curated record. NCBI's taxonomy places the organism in Eukaryota, Metazoa, Chordata, Mammalia, Carnivora, Canidae.